This is a messenger RNA of Eruca vesicaria subsp. sativa (arugula), 2165 nucleotides long. The record is from the annotation of a GenBank genome assembly. NCBI's taxonomy places the organism in Eukaryota, Viridiplantae, Streptophyta, Magnoliopsida, Brassicales, Brassicaceae.
AUGUUGGCAGGUUGUUCGAGUUCUUCAUUAUUGUCACCGACCCGAAGAUUAAGGAGUGAAGCAACAUCAGGCACAGUUUCAGUACACUUUCCCAUGAACACACAGAGACUGGACUUACCCCGCAGCAGUAGCUUCUCCCGCAAGGAAACAUCUUCCAGCCGACCACUUGGACGCAGCAUCUCACUCGACAACAAACCGAUUGAGCGCAAGACCGGUGGAUGUUCGCUUAAACAGAGCAUAAAGCUUCCACCUUUGGCAACAACAAGAGGAAAUGCAGAAGGGUUUUCUUGGAACAAGGACAACAACAACAGAGGAAAGAAGUGUUUGAAGAGAUUCGCCGAGGAGAACAAGGACGAGUCUUGUCUGAGCAGAGUGAAGAGACAAAGAAGCGAAACAGGAGAUGAAGAUUACAAUCGAGGUUUCUGGUUUAGUACGCAGAACUCAGCUCCAGCAUUACCCUUUUCUUUGACAUGUUCAGGUGAUGAUGAAGAAAAGGUUUGGUUUGCACCCAGCGAAGUGAUCUCUCAGCCAUUACAGAGCAGCCCAAACUGGGUUAUCACCGAGUUAGCUGGUUUUGGCGAUAAGGACACUGAGAGUAGCCGUUUUGCAGCAGUCAAGGAAGCUUCUGGAUCAUCAACAAGCGCAUCAUCAGACAGUCAUAGCUUAAGACACAGAGUACCAGAAUCUACAAAUGGUUCGAGGAAUCCAUAUUCACACCGAGACAGUACAGAGGAAAGAACCAUUGAAAACAUCAACAACAACAAUCACUUGCAGAGGGAUCUCGAGCUUGUGAAUCUGCUUACUGGAUGCUUAGAAGCGAUUAGGACAAGGAACAUAGCUGCGAUCAACCAUUUUAUCGCAAGAACAGGUCAACUUGCUUCUCCUACAGGAACAACACCAAUGACACGACUCAUAUCUUACUACACAGAAGCAUUAGCUCUUCGAGUCGCCCGCAUGUGGCCUCACAUCUUCCACAUCGCACCGCCUCGUGAAUUCGACCGAACCCUCGAGGACGAUACAGCAAACGCGUUACGAUUCUUGAACCAAGUGACACCAAUCCCAAAGUUCAUUCACUACACAGCGAACUCGAUGUUACUCAGAGCAUUCGAAGGGAAAGAGAGAGUUCACAUCAUCGACUUCGACAUCAAGCAAGGCUUACAAUGGCCUAGCUUCCUCCAAACCCUAGCUUCAAGACCUAACCCGCCACGCCACGUGCGUAUCACGGGCGUUGGAGAGUCAAAACACGAGCUCAACGAGACGGGAGAUCGUCUCCAGGGGUUCGCGGAGGCGAUGAAUCUUGAGUUUGAGUUCCAUCCCGUUGUUGAUAGACUCGAGGACGUUAGGCUUUGGAUGCUUCACGUCAAGGAAGGCGAAGCGGUCGGCGUGAACUGCGUUUUGCAGAUGCACAAGACGCUUUACGAUGGGACAGGAGCUGCGUUUAGGGACUUUGUGGGUUUGGUAAGAAGCACGAACCCUGUAGCUGUCGUUGUUGUGGAACAGGAAGCGGAACAUAACUCGAUGCGGCUUGAGACAAGAGUGUUUAACUCGUUAAAGUACUAUUCAGCGAUUUUUGACGUGAUGCACAAGCAUCUUGGUGUGGAUAGCUUGAUGAGGGUUAAGAUUGAGGAGGUUUUGUUUGGGAGAGAGAUCAGGAACAUUGUGGCGUGUGAAGGAAGUCAUCGGCAAGAGAGGCAUAUGGGUUUUGGGCAUUGGAGGAGGAGAAUGGAGCAGUUAGGGUUUCGGAGUCUAGGAGUUUCGGAGAGGGAGGUUUUGCAGAGCAAGAUGCUGCUUAGGAUGUAUGGAAAUGGUGAUGAAGAGUUAUUUAAUGUGGAGAGGAGCGGUGAAGACGGAGGAGGAGGAGGUAGUGGAGUGACGUUAUGGUGGUCGGAUCAGCCGCUAUUCACGGUCUCCGCUUGGGCUAUCUGAGGAAGUUCUUCGUUUUAGAUGAAGCAAGGUUUUAGAGACUUUAGAGAAAAUGGUUAAUUUGUUUUUUUAUUAAUUAAGCUUAUAGGGAACAAAAAAAAAUUGAUUCUAUUCUUUCAUUCUUUUUGCUUGGGGUAGGAAUUGGGUUUUUUUUAACAAAGAUUUAAAGGGUUAGAAAAAUAUUAUGUACUAGUAAUGAGCAUUUUCUUAUUCAUUUUUUUAUAUCAAUAAGAAUAGUGAAG